Molecule: messenger RNA, 43804 nt
Organism: Megalopta genalis
Lineage: Eukaryota; Metazoa; Arthropoda; Insecta; Hymenoptera; Halictidae
Source: RefSeq, a predicted model, not a curated record
UCGGUUCGGUUCGGUUCAGACGUCGUCGACGACGGACCGCCGCCGCCGCCGUCGCCGCCGUUCGCCUAGGCCGCUGAAACCCCCUUCCUCGGGUCAGAUCUUGAUCGAGCUGUCGAUCGAUGACGGGCUUCCGGUUGUCCGACGUGCCGGAACCGACGGAAAGCUGGCCAGGAACGGAGUGAUCGUCGAGCUCGGCUCGACGUGGAAGAGGAGGAACGACCAUGGGCAACGCUACCACGAAGAACCACUACUCGAAGAGCAGCCUGGUCGUCGGCGGCGCCUCCAGAAGACCGCGCUGGGAGGGAUCAGGUCUUCCAGCUCCGCCGGGGAAGCCGAUUUUAAUACCGGGAGCGGACGAAUCGCAGCCCGAGGUGGUUGCCAUUCGUUGGGAGAGGUCACCGAGUAACGGUGGCUCGGCCAUCGUCGGAUAUCUCGUCGAGCACAGACGGCUCGGGUCGCAGCACUGGGUGCGCAGCGCGCCAGGGUUAUGCACCUUUCCGGAGCUGACCUUGAGCGGCCUCGAGCCUGGAUGGCGCUACCAAUUCAGGAUCAGGGCGCAGAACGCCGUGGGUCUCUCGCGGCCCAGCGAGAUCUCCGAUCCGUUGACUGUCACCUUGCAGAGGUCCGCCGCGUCCCCGCCCGGCUUCGACCUUGAGCUCAAGGACACGACCGUCCUCGAAAAUGACCAGGCCGAAUUCGUGGUGCGAUACACCGGCUCACCCCUGCCGAAGAUCUCGUGGUUCAAAGACGGCUUCGAGAUCUUCAGCAGCAGGCGAACUAGGAUCAUCACGGACAGCGGGCGAAGUGUUCUCUUGAUCCAUCAAACAGCCCUGAAUGACGAGGGCGAAAUCAAGUGCACGGCCACCAACAGAGCCGGCCACACUAGUACCAAAGCUAGACUGAUGCUCGAAGCGCCACCAAAAAUCCGGCUCCCGCGACAAUACGAGGACGGGCUGCUUUUCGAACAGGACGAGACUAUCAGAUUGAAGGUGACGAUGGCUGGACGACCCCCGCCCUCCGUGAUGUGGUAUCACGACGGCGAAUUGAUAUCGGAUGACAGCAGACACGUCUUCGAGACGAUGGACAUCGAGGCGAUUCUAAAGAUACCGGAUGCCAAGCGCAUCGACAGGGGAGAGUACACGGUCAAAGCCAUAAAUAAACUUGGGGAGGACAUAUCUUCAUUUCUAGUUACAGUCACAGACCGACCGGCCGCGCCUGGGAAAGCUAUGGUCACCAUGACACUGGGCAGGUCGGUGACACUGUCUUGGCAGGAACCAGAGGACGACGGUGGUUGCAAAAUAGGAACGUAUAUCGUCGAGUAUUACAGGAUUGGCUGGGACGUUUGGUUGAAGGCGACCACCAGUAGACAGACCAAGGCGACCUUGUCGGAGCUGAUCGAGGGAUCGGAGUAUAAAUUUCGGGUGAAGGCUGAGAAUCCUUAUGGCAUGAGCGAGCCUAGCGAAGAAAGCGAUGUGAUCUUCAUUCCAGAUUUAAAGAGAGGUAUAGUGACACCUUCCAUGGGCGGGAAGUCGCAGAGCCACCGUGAAAUCCGAUCGCGGGAGAAGCGCGAGGUGAGCUUUGCCAUGCCGACUCAAAGAACGAGAAGCCUGACGCGGGAAGAGGGCCGGGGCAGGGACGAGGAGGACGAGGGACGUUUCGGGCCCAACAGCCGGUCCGUGUCGGCUCAAAGACUCAGCAGACCGUCCAGAGCGGACAGCAGAGUCACAUUCGCUAUGGACACGUUGGACAAGUCGGAGCCGCCGGUGCCCCCUGCCAGAUCGAGGGAUCAUUCCAAUACAAAGCACGACAGCCGAUCCGAGAUUUACGCGGAUCGCUCGAGUAUCGGCGCGAACGUAACGAAUACCGAGAUUACAAAUCAAGUAAAGGAUACUGUAGCAACCGUAACAUCCCCCGUCGCCGUGCCAGCGUCGCCGCCCCCCGAGGAGGAGUCCGCCAGACGAUCCACGUACCGGGAGUCUCGAUCGCGAUCGACUUCCGUAUCGAGGGAGCGCAGCAUGUCCCCUUUGUCGAUGCAGCAAAUUCCAGAGGAGGAGAGUCCGGCAGCGUCCACGCCUCCUCUUCGUCACUCGGUCAGCUUGACCUUGAGGAAGCAGCAGGCGAUCGUCGACGAACCGGAGCCACCACCGUUCGCGAAGAGUCACUCGUUGGACGACAAGCCGGGCUCACCGACAACCCCGAGAGAGGACGACGAAAGCGCGCUGCACGGAAGCUCGGAGUUUAUGCUGGUUCUGUACCCCGACGACCAAGACAAGAAACUUCUGGACGUCGUCGUCGGUUCGUCGAAGACUUCGGAAGGAAGACAAGCAGGGGCAGACGAAGGGGACGAGAUGGACGACCUGAUCCCUCCGCCAAUGUCGCUAUCCUUGCCGGAGCUGUUCAGCCAGGAGCACCAAGUGGUAGAGACGCUUCGGGAAGCGGUGAGCUCGACGGAGCUUCUGCACGAGCGAGCAAUGGAGCGGUUCUACCGCGCGGUGGCAGCGGAAGAGGCGUCGGAGCAGGCGAAACGUAGGACGCGGGUGGAGCGGAGGACCGGUGAGCUUGCGUCGGUGGCGGAGGGGGGCGGUACGGGAGGGGACGUGGAGGCGCAGGACCCGCGGCGCUCUACGGUGCUGCGCAGACUGUCGAACCCGGGCGUAACUGCGCAGAACCUGAUCAGCUGGCAGGCGAAGAAGAACCGUCGGCGGUCGAGCGAGGGCCAGCCGGAGGUGCUGAAGUCGCCGUCGAGGCUGACGGCGCCGACCGUCUUGCCGGACAUAGAGGCCAGAUCGGAUCCGAACUUGCCGAGCGACGCGGAUCCGUCGGCCGGCGUCUGGGGGUUGGACAAGGAGGCGGAGGCGGCGACGCGGCUGCGCAGGUGGCACGAUGCGAACGUGCCACUGGUUCCGGAGGGGGAAGAGGAGGAGGAGGAUAAGGCGGCGAGAUCGAUGCCGUGGCAGGCGGAGGCGAGCGAGGGCGGCUCGCGCAGCCAAGGGGUGGUUUCGGCGACUGAACCGGCGACGCCGGCGGUUCAGCCGGAGCCUAGAGAGCAGGAGGAGCAAGAGGACGAUGAAGAGGAAGAGGAAGAGAGCAUCGAGACAUCGGAGGAGUCGUCGGAGGAAGGCAGCAGCGAGGACAGCGAGGACCUGAAGCUGCUCAAGGCGAGGAUCCUGGCGAGACAAGUCCUUGAAGAGGAGGACACGUACCAUCCUCGAGGCAGACCGGUCCAGCACAUGGACCUGGAGCCUCUCGCGAUUCACGCGCACAAGAUCCCCACCCUGGACGUGACUCCGCCCACGCCGACCUCGCCAGGACCCGCGUCGCCCACCAACCUGGUCCCGAAGUCGAUCCUGAAGAAGCCAAAAGAGGAGCAGCCGAUCUCGGUGAACAGCUUCGGCAGGUCGAUCCCGCCGGAGAAGCCCGUCCGAAAGGUGCCUCCGGUGCAAUCCGUGCACCCCGUGGUCACCAGGGAUGAGGAGGUCAACGAGCCGCAGACGAUGAAGCCGCCGGCUUUGUCGGAGUCCGACACAGACAGCAUGAUGUCGGCCGGCGAGGCGGCGAAGACGCGCAGGAUCCAGGCGAAGAUGCGGUCGGCCGCCUCCGAGGAGGAGAUCGACGAGGAGGACGUCGAGGCGCGGAUGGCGGUCGUGAAUCACUAUACCGAGAUCGUCAGGGAGCACUCAAGCCGUUAUAGUUACCGGGGCUCGGAGGAGCGGAGGUUCAGCGACGGCCUCGCCGGCUCGCGAAGGUCAUCCUACUCAGAAGAGCAGGGCAAUUUAGGGCGGGAUCGUGGCGAGAACGUUGUGACGAAGAAGCAGGACGUUAGAGAGACGGAGAAGCAGCGGGCUGCGGUGAGGAGGGAGAGCAAGGUCGACGGGGCGAGGCAGGAAGAGCUCCGGAAGCCGAGAAGGAGCGCCGGUUCCCGCGGGACCACCCCGGCGAGGGAUACAAAGUCUGGCAAGGAGCUCGUCAGGGACUCCGUCAGGGACUCCGCGAAGGACGCGCGAGCCUCCAGAGCAUCGAGCAGGACCCAGUCGCCCGCCUCGAGGUCCAGGAACGCGUCGUCCGAGAGAGGCGGCGGGUCUUCAAGGUCCUCUUCGAAGACCAGGGCCCGCGGCGCCUCUCAGGACAGGCGACCCGUCUCGCGGACCGGGUCCGAGGACCAACGACUGGUCAGAGAGAGGUCCGUGGACGACGAGGCUCGCAGGUCGAGGAAGCCUUCGCACUCCAGGUCCAGUUCCAGGGACAGGAGCAGGAGCAGGAAGGAGACACCGGUGAAGACGAAGAUGGAGCGGCUGCAGAAGGCGCUGGAGAGCAAGAAGUACCGCGGAUCCAGGCGCGGAUCUGGCGUCGAAAGGGACCUGGUCCAGGGCCGGCCGAACGGCGAACAGCUGGCCAUCGAGGCGCAGAAGAACGUCAGGUUCACCGUCGGCUAUGUCACCGAUCUGAUCCUCCUGAUGGCCGCCGUCUACGUUUAUCUGUUCAAGAAGGAGACCCUCGCGAUACCGUUCAUCGCGCUGCUUUUGUACAGGUGGAUCCAGCACGAGAUUAGGGGGCGAGUCUCGCGCGGAUGAGGACCACCGCAAUGGCUGGAGCCGGACCAGGUGCUCUCGGUUCAGGGACGCACCGGCGUGGACCUCGUCGCCGAGCCAAAGCUACGCUGGACCGACGUCUUCGACGAGCUACGAUUCGAACUAAAACGCAAUGAUGUGCCGAUACCAUCCGAUCGAUACCGGAUUCAAAUGAGAGGCAAUGUCGUCCAAUUGACCUUGAAACAAUCCCAGAAAGAAGAUACCGGCCACUACGCUUUAGUGGCGACGAGGGUCGGCCAAGGGUUGGACAAGGGGUCCUCGAAGAAGAUUCACCUGAGCAUCGAGGACUCGAUCACCGAGGAAGGCGAUCCGCCGAUCUUCCUCCGCAGAUUAACCGAUCUAGCGGUCAAGGUCGGCACGAGGACCAGGUUUCUCGUAGAGAUUCGAAGUUCAACCACGCCGAAGAUCACUUGGCACCGAAAUGCCGAAGCGGUGCACGCGGGUGCGAGAUUCUCUUUCGUCCACGAGGGGAACUUCUACUGUGUGGAUGUGGCACCGGUCACGGUCGAGGACGAAGGAUUCUGGUCCUGUAUGGCGGAGAACCGAGACGGGAGGUCCUCUUGCACGUCGAAGUUGACGGUGAUCGUCCCGAAAGCUUACAAGCGGCCAGAAUUCGUCGAAGAACUGCGUGCUCUGCUGACAGAGGCCGGCACGGUGUCCCUAGAGUGCAAAGUUGUCGGAGUUCCUACACCCGUGCUCCGUUGGUUCAAAGAUGACAAAGAAAUCAAAGCCGGCGACGUCUUUGCCUUAACCGCCAACCCUGACGACUCAACCUCCCUCGGCAUUUACACCUGCGAAGCUGUCAACUGCAUGGGAACCGCGUAUUCCUCCUCGAAAGUACACGUAGUUGGGAAAGGUAGCAGAGAAGGUUCUCUGAAGCCAGCGGAUUCCUUGACGCUCUCCAGUCCACUUCCUGUAUUCAAGCAGAUCCUGCAGGACGAAUGUUGCAGAAUCGGGGAAACUCUGCGUCUUUCUUGUCAAGUGGAAGUACCGCCAUGGCCAAAAGCGAUAACAUGGUACAACAAGGAAGGACGUAUCGAGCCCAGCGACAAGUACCACGUGAUGGAAGACGGCCUCGGCGGAUAUUGCGUAGAAGUAUAUCCGGUAGAAGCCAUGGACGAGGGCGAAUGGAAAUGUGUCGCAACGAACGCGGAAGAUAUGAAACAAUUUACUACUUGCUAUGUCGCAAUGUCCAUUCCAAAGAACUAUAGGAAACCUCGCUUCAUGGAAAGCCUGAAAGCUGUCCUCACGGAAGAGGGAUUGGUGUCCUUCGAGUGCAAGGUCGUCGGUUUCCCGACGCCAUUGCUCAGGUGGUUCAAAGAUGGCCAGGAAUUGAAACCGGGAGAUGUUUAUCAACUGACUGGAACCAACUCAUUGGGUUCCUACUGCUGCAUUGCGAGAAACUGUAUGGGAGAGGCAAAGAGUACAGCCGAAUUAACGAUCGAAGAUAUUCAGAAUCAAUUGAACGAAGAAGAACGUCUGCAGCUUCUGAGCACGAAUCAGCCGCCCACGUUCGUCAAGGGCCUCAGAAGCUGCGAGGCAAGAAUCAACGAAGAUUUCCGAUUCACUAUCCAAGCCAGUGUUGCGCCCGAGCCAAGCCUCUCUUGGUACAGGGACGACGUUCUGGUGGAAGAAAGCGAAAAAUACCACGCUGCCAAGGAGAAUCUUGGCACGUGCCACCUCGAUGUACGAAGGCUCGAAUUCGUGGAUCAAGCAGAGUGGAAGUGCGUGGCUUCCAAUGAUUUCGGCCAUAGUGUCACAUCCUGUUUCCUCAAACUAAUCAUUCCCAAGCACUUCAAGAAACCGAAGUUCCUUGAAAGUUUGCGCGCCAUAUUGUCGGAUGAGGGCGCGGUGAAUUUAGAGUGCAAAGUGAUCGGUGUGCCGCAACCGAUCCUGAAAUGGUACAAAGAUGGCGUCGAGCUUAAGCCGGGAGACAUACACAGAAUCAUUUCCGGGCAAGACGGGACAUGCUGCUUAGGAACGUACACGUGCGAGGCCAGCAACUGCAUGGGCUCCGUCAGCAGUUCCGCGUCGCUUUUAGGUUUUGAAGAUAAAUUACCGGCACAAAAAGAAGCGAAAGAGGCUCAGUCGCCGAACGGCCACGAGCUUGCCAGAAACCUGUCGCUGUCGACGAUACACGAAGAAAGAACCUCUCAACUAUACGAUACGCCGCAAACCGAUCACUCGGUGACGCUGGACGAUCGCGGGGAAGUAUCCUUCAGCUUCGACGGGAAAGAAGUUUCCGUCAGCCUCUACGAGACACCGGAUCUGACCGAAGAAGAAGCCCUUCAGAUCGUCGAGAUGUACGCCGAUCAAUUGUCUGAACAUGUUACAGAACACAACGUGAUCGAGCUGCCGCCGAUGAGGUUCGUGAAGGAGUCCUCGACCUCCGGCAACCUGUUGAUGGAGGCGGUGGUGAUCGACGUGUCGCCGGACUACUUCGUGAGCGCGGAGGACGGCGACGACCUGCGCACGGAGGCCGACUUCGAGGACGUCUCGAUCCUGGACGACAUAACGCGAGUACUGUCGUCGCCGGAGCGGGAUUCGCGCAGCUCCCUGAAGAGAUCCGCGCGGUACAGCCUGGAGGACGACGAGAAGCCGCCGAAGAGGCCGCCGAGGAAGAAGUCCAGCUCCUCCUCGAAGAGCGAGAAGAGCGAGAAGAGUCCGCGGAUAGAGUCGGAGAGCUUCCACAGCGCCCAGAGGGAGGAUAGAUCGUCCCCGGUGUCGCCGAUCUCGCCGGUGUCCUCCCUACGGCAGGACGACAGCGACACGUUCGCGGACGCGUUGUCGUCGGCCCGGUUGUCCAUCUCGGAGACGCAGGCGCAGAAGAUGUACGAGUACGCGGCGGACCGGAAACGUAGCCUGAGCGGCGACAAGACGGCCGGGUCGAGCAUAGACGACGGCAUAGGCGGGGACUCGUCGUUCGACUCGGUGACCGGGGCGCCGAAGAGGAAGCGUCACCGCAAGAAGAAGCACAAGAGGGAGAAGGGUAGCUCGGAGGAGUCGUCGCUGGGCAGCGAGCUGGACGGGAAGCAGCGGAGGCGAAGCGGAUCCGGCAGCGAGAAGACGGAGCUGCAGCAGCGAGUGGAGUCGAUCCUGAAGACGGAGGAGCCGUACAUCGAGGACGUGGCGGACAAGUCGUCGGAGAAGAAGCAGUCGACCAGCGAGUCGGACAAGUCGAUGUCGCGGAGCAACAAGGAGAGACUGUUGGACAAUAUGAAGAAGCUGAAGGAGCCGGUCCUGGUGGUCAGGGACACCCUGGUGGACAUCGACGCGUUGGACGCGCGGCUGAACACCGCGGACGAGGACACCUGCAAGCAGGUUGUGGCCGAGCGCGUGAUCCGGCCGAUUCAGAGCCUGUGCGAGGAGGUGUCCGGCAUCGAGACGAAAGCGCUGAAGAGCGCGGGAGACAGGUCCAUGGCGCAGACGAUCAGGAUCUCUCUGUUGGAAGCGAUCGGCGGGCCGACCGAGGAGCUGCUGCGCGGAAUGGAGCUGAUAGAGCGGCAGGAGAACGUGAAGAACAGGAAGACGGACGUGGUGGCGAUCCUGGAGAGCCUGACUGACCCCGUCGACGAGAUCCUGAUGGGCAUCACGAAGAUCGAGUACGAGAUGACCGGCGGGGCGAAGGGCGAGAAGCCGAUCGCGUUGAUCAGAAUGACCUCGGCGGUGUCCAGGCUAGAUGAGACCGUGAAGCGUGUCGCCGCGUUGGACAGCGGCGAGUCCAGGCUAACGUCGAGCAUCGAGGAGAUCCUGAACGUGCUGCAGUUCUUCGUGAACGACGUCCCGGUGGAUCCGGCCAAGGGCUCGAUAGAGACUGUGGACACCGUGGUGGUGGAGUCCCUGUCGAAGUCGAUAGACGACGUCACAAGGGUUCUGAGUCGCGCGACCAAGGCCGAGGGAGUCUCUAAAAUCGUGGACGAGUUUCUGCCGCCGGUGCGCGAGCUGAGGGCGAGACUGGACACCUUGAAGUCGGCGCUAGAGACCUACGAGUCGCGGGGGAUCCUGUCGGAGCACCGGACGAAGCUGAUCGAGUCGCUGCGGGAUUCGGUGGACCAGACCGUCGAGGAGAUCAACAGGGUGAAGGAGAGGAAGCCGGAGGCCGCCGAGGAGCCGAGACAGGACGUCUUGAAGGAGGCGAGGUUAACCCUGCAGGAGGCCCUGAAGUCGUACGAGAACGUCGCGGGCAGCCUGGAUCCUAGACUGUCCGCCAUCUUCGAUCGGGUCGACGAGAUCCACCGGCGUCUUCAGACGCCGCAGAAGAAGGAGACCAACCUGGAGACCUUGACCAGUUUAGAGGGUCCUCUGUACUCGCUCCAGUGCGCUCUGACCUCGGUUUCGAUCGCGGAACACGCGGACGCCGUCUUUAAGCUCCUGGAGCCGUCGGUGUCUCAGCUGAAGGCCGCGAUCCAGCGUCUGAACGACGGCUCGUUGCAGCCGGUGAUGGAGACCUUGAACGACAUCGGCAGAACGAUCCAGGUAGCCGGCAGCGAGGCCGAGGAGACGAUCUCCUCCAGGUCCGUUCCGGACGAGCCGCAGACCCUGACGGACCGGAUCCUCGAUCACCUGAUCGACGUGCAGUCGGCCUUGAGCGCGGCGCUCCAGGACGCCGAGGACGUCGACUCGGUGGCGAACGGCUCGGCGAGCGCGCAGAAGCUACUGGCCACCUCUGAGAUCGCUGCUUGCUUGGUGGAGCUCAGACAGUACGUGUCGGACAGCUCGCGGAUCGCGAUGACCUUGCGAGAGGACGAGACGCUGAGCAGCUUGGAAGACCUGAAGGAGCCGUUGCAGGACCUCGCGUCGGCUCUGGCGUCCGAGAAGCGGACGGUCCAGGAGCUCCGGGUGAUCCGCAAGAUACCGCAGUCGACGGAGAAGCUGAAGAGGGUGGUGAAGAAGGUGCUGCGGCACCCCGGGACCGAGGAGAGGACGAAGUCGAUGAACGACGUCCUGACGGCGAUCGAGGACAUCGACGGCCAGCUGCCGAAGACGAUAGCGAAGCUGUCGGAGAUCGAGGAGGCGCAGAAGCACUUCUUGGACCAUCUGGACGUGGACCGGAACCUCAGCAACGUGCACUUCGCUCUGUCCUCGGCGCUCGAGAAGCAGGAGAAGAGCUGCCCCGGCUACGCGUCGGAUAUGUCGCGCUGCGUCGAAGAGCUGCGGCAGCGCGUCGGCUCCGCGGCGGUGGAGAUCGGGAACUCGAAGAACCGCGUCGACGACGACGUUAUCCUGCAGCUGCACCUGCUAAAGGAGCCUCUGCUUACUUUGCAGAGGGUGCUGUUGACCCAGCAACACGACCCGGAAGAGGAGGAGAUCUUGCGGGGCCUGGUGGAUCCCGUGGAGAAGCUGACGAGCCUGGUCCGCAGCGUCAUGGACAGCGACGCGAACACCGACUCGGUUCUUCCGGUCCUGGAGCUGCUCGAGGAGCUCGAGAAGGACGCCCCGUUGAUCACCAAGGAGGCGACCAAGAGGAAGGAGCAGAAGGGCGCGACGGCUCGGAAAGAGGAGACGACUACGGCGAAGAAGAAGAAGAAGAAAAUGGGGUCGAUCGGGUUGGCGGACCGGAUCAGCAGAUCCCUGGACCCCGUGAAGCACUGGCUAUCGACCGCGUCCGAGGACAGCGUGAAGGAGGAGGAGGAGUCGGCGCUCUGCUCGACCAUCGACGAGCUGAAGAGGGACGUCAAUAGAAUCGCGAUCGAGACGUCGUACUCGGAGCCGCCCAGCGACGAGAACCUGAUCGAGGCUCUGAUAGAACUGCGGGAGCCGCUCGCCAGGCUGAAGAACGCGAUCUCGACGUACCACGAGCCGAGCAACUUGUCCACUUUGGAAGGUCUCGGCAGGCCGAUGCGGUAUCUUCUGCAGACGAUCAUGGAUGUCCUCCGGGAGCACGCCCACGAGGAGUCGCUGCGGCCGAUCGUGGAGAUCGUGGAGGACAUCGAGAACCAGAUCCCGAUCUCCAUCAAGGAGGCGCUGUACAAGAAGGAGCUCGGUGAGGUGGUCAAGUCGCUGGUCCAAGAAGAGAAGGAACUGACCGCGGCGCAGGAAACGGCGCAGGAGGAGACCCUGCCCCGGGACGGGAGGGAGGAGCUGACGUCCCAAGCGACGAUCCCCGAAGGCACCCUGAUGGAGACCUCGACCUCGGUGCUGCCGCAGACGGAGCUCACGGAGUCUCUGGUCGAGAAGACGUCGGUGGAAGAGAUCAGCUCGCAGAGAUCCGACCAAGUGGUCACGCAGAUCGAGGAAUACCGGAGAGAAGAGCUCGAGAAGAAGAAGAAGGUGAAGAAGAAAGAAGAAGUAGCGGAGCUGAUGGCUUCGCUGUCGGCGACCCUGGAGAACGUGCAAUUCGACGUGACCGGAAUCCUGGAAGAUUUCGAGGGGCCCACGACUGGCACCGCGACGCUGCCGCCAUCGGCCUUGGCCAGCUCCCUCGAAGACUUCCGGAGGACGGUUUCGACGAUGCGCGCGGCGAUCGGAAGCCAAGAGCAGCCUGCGUCCACCGAGGAAGCGGCCGCUCGGACCGUGUCCCUUCUGGACCCUCUUUUGCGGUCGCUGGGCAGCCUUGAAGACGCGCUCCUCGAGACUAGGCAAUACGGCAUCCAGGAGCUGUUCAUCUUGACGCACCUGGCGCAGCCUUUGGAAGCGAUCGAAAGGAGAGUGAUCGACCCUGCGACCAAGUUGGAUGGCGGAGCGGAGGUAGCGGAGCGAUGCGAGCCGGUCCGGCGAGUGCUGCGCGAGAUCAAGGACAGGAUCCCGGUAGCGAUAAAGGACGUGGAGUCGCGGCAGCAGCUCGUGGGGAGUCUCCGGGAGUUGGCGAAGCCGUUGGAGAACAUCCAGGAGCGCAUGGAGGUGCUGGAGACGCAGGCCGAGGAGACCUUGGAGGCCGACGUGGCGAGGAUCCUGCUGCGGCCGGUCCAGACGCUGUUGAACAGCAUCACCGCUGUUCAACAAGAGGUCCAUCAGUUGGACCGGCGCAGGGAGGUCGUCGUGGAGCUGCGGAGCCUCGCGGAGCCCCUGGUGGAGUUCUCUAGCUGCCUGUCCGUAGUGCAGAGCAGUCGCAAGAGCCUGGUGCCCGAGGCGGCGCUGCUGGACGAGCGGAGGAACGUCAUCCUGAAGGCGGCCGAAGGGCUGCAGCGACAGACCUUGAGCACCCUGGACAGAAUACCGAGCCUGGAGGGUGCCUCGAUGUUCGAGGAGCCGCUGAACUCGCUGAAGAACGCUAUAGUCUCUGUACAAAAGCAGAUCGGCAGAACCGACUACUCCAGACGACCGAGCAGCGCGCAGUUCACCCUGCAGUACAACCUGCACGCGUCCUUGGACCGGCUGAAGCAGACGAUCUCGGCCUUGGACGAGGCCACGGACGUGAAGGAGGUGGUCUCGAAGUCGCUGGGCGCCUUGCAGAAGCAGAUAUCCCUGUCGAAGACGCAGUUCAUCGAGACCAGCGAGCAGUCGGUCGACGAAGAGGCCAUCGUCGAGGGCUUCCUGUACCCGGCGAACAAGCUCCAGUCGGCGUUGAACACGCUCGUCGAGCGGCUCGGCCAGAAGACGAUCGCGUCGAUCUCCAAGGAGUCGAUGAGCCGUCUUCGGGGCCUGGCCAAGUCGACCUCAGACUUUGCUUCCUCGUUGCAGGCCCACCGGCUGCAUCUCCUCAGGGAAGGCGCCUCCGAGGGCUCCUCCUUCGUGGAGACGCUGGCCGCCGUCGCGGACGUUUUGGAAGGCGUGAACGAGUCCAUCGAGAGGAUCCAGCGGAUCGUCGGCGUCGAGACGGCGCCGGAGACGGCCGAGGAGCAGGCUCAAGGUGUGCCGAGGGACGCGCCGAUCACCAUCACGCAGAUCGAGACUAUAAUCGACGAGAUCAUCGAGGUAACCAAGGAAGAGAUCGAGAGCGUGCUGACAGUCGAGAGGCUGCCGCCUGAAGAGGAGGCGAGACGAACAGAGCCAAUACUUGAAGCUGGACUCGACGAGGCGAGACGAACAGAGCCAAUACUUGAAGCUAGACUCGACGAGGCGAGACUAGACGAAACGGUCGAGAGAACGCUGAAAGUGGAACACGAAGGGAGAGUCGAGGAUCGCUCAGAUAGCUCGGCGGAGGAGAAGAAGGUCGCGGAGAGGGUAUUAAAGGCGGCGGAGGAUGCCGGGAGGCGCGAAGAUGUGGUAAGAAAAGCCGAAGAAGCGGAAAGCCCGGCGAAGCGAAGGGAAGAGAAAUCGGAGGAAGACAGAGAGACGAAGGUACGAAAACUGGUUAAAUUGAUGUUCACGAUCGAGCAACCGUUCGCAGAACUAACUAAUCUCAUGUGCGUAGCCUUAGAGAAGCCAAUAGCUUCGAAAUCCGAGGAGGAGAAACGAAAGAUACGGGAAUUGACCGCGCUCAUCCAAAUCCUGAACGAUUUGAGAGCGACCACCGUGUCGAUCGAACGCGAUCUCUCACCCCCUUUGAUUCCAGAAUUAGAAGAACAGUUUCAGCGAGUGUCGGACGGUUUCGCCGGCCUCGAGCGGGCCGCCGAGAAAGUACUGGGCCUGGCCCAGAAGAAGGAGCUGACGCCGGCGCUGAAGGAGAACGUGAUGGUGUCGCUGCGGUUCCUGCUGGAGCCGCUUGAGACGCUGCAGCGGGACUUGUCCGGCUUCGAAGCGGCGUCCCCUUUCUCCGCGCAGCUGGGACAGCUGACCGAAACGAGCGGCGAGCUCGCGCGAGCGAUUCGCCGGACUACAGAGUCGAGGCGCGUGAAGAUCCUCGAGGAGAUCGGCGCGAGGCCGCCGUCGAAGGCCGAAGAGGAGAGCCAGGGCAUCGAAGACACCACCGCGAAGCCGCUGGAGGAACUCAUAGAGGCCAUGAUGGUGUCCCAGCAGCACAUCAAGCGGGACGACGCGUCCCCCUUCGGCUCCAUAUCGCCGUCGCUGGAGCCCGCGGACCUGUCCGAGCAGCAGAAGUCGAUCAGCGACGACGAGAUGAAGCUGGACAGCAACCUGGUGGAGAAGAUAGUCAGCCCGAUCCGGAAUCUGCGGGAGCUGCUGGCGAAGAUCGAGAAGCAGGAGAUGGAGGAGGCCGAGGCGCUGGAUCUGCCGAGCAGGCGGACAGCGACCGCCAUUCUGAACACCAUCAUCCACCCUCUGGAGGAGCUGGAGCAGUCGCUGAACGUCUCUGCGGAGCAACAGACCGCGGAGACCCGGCAAAGCGAGCACGAGAUGAGGAAGAGCCUGUCGCCGUUGCAGUCGGUGCCGGUCGGCGCCGUCCUGGAGGACCUGAGGAGGUCGAUCGCCAGCAUCCAGGACGAGGUGAUCAUGGAGGUGAUCGGCAAGAUGGCGGAGACCAGGAGCGAGGUCACGGCGGAGGAGGUCGAGAGGUCACUGGAGGACUUGAAGUUCUCCGUGGGCGCUGUUCAGAAGAUCGCGACGAUGGAGAGCGAGCACUCGGAGGAGUCGUUCGAAGGCGACCGGGCAGCCGUGGUGGAGACCUUCGUCAAGUCGGUGAAGGAACUCGGAGAGAAAUGCUUGGCGAUCGCUACCCUGCCCGCGACGAGAACGGCGUCAACCGAGAAGCUGCGUGGCGACGAGCUGCGGACGAUGGUCCGGAUCCUGAAGGAGAGCACGUGCGAGAUCGAAACGCGCCAAGAGGUCCAAGACCAAACUGGAAACGACGUGGUGGAAGCGCUGAAGCCGUUGGUGCAGCCGCUGGAGGAACUGGGACUGGCUCUGGCCUCGGCUGUGCAGCAAGUUAGCAACUUCGCUGCCGAGGCCAGCGAAGAAAGGAAGGACGAAGAGGAAGGUCUGCUCGUGGAGACGGUGAAGUUGACGCCGGUCUUGCAACAGUUGCAAAAGUCCAUCGCCGUCGUCGGGGAACAAGUCUCUGCCCGGAAAGCCGAAGCGUCGUCGGAGAAAGUUGAAGACUCUGUAGCCGAAGUCAUCGAAGCUCCGUUAGAACAGUUGCGAUCCGCCGUGGAAGCAGUCCAGAAGCUAGAACUAGAAGAGACAGCGGAACUCUCCGGCGAGCGGAAGGCGACGGCUCUGAAGGCGGUGGCGAGAUGCGUGCAGGAAAUCGGGAAAGUCUGCUCGACCGCGAGCAGUCGGCAAAGAAUCGAGGCGAGGCUUCUCGAACGGCCGCAGGUGGCUGAGAUGGAGCAGGUCCUGGAAACCAUUGCGAGUCCCAUUCAAAUUCUGAGAGAGUCUGUGUGCGAACUUGAAGCGCCAUCCGCCGAGGAAGCGGAGCGAUUCGAUCGGCCAGGCAGAGCAGCGGCGGAGGCGUUGAAGCCGUUGGUGCAGCCACUGGAAGAAUUGCAACGAGCUCUAAUCUCGGCUGUCCAACAGGUUUCCGCGGUUCCGACUUCCCAGAUGAAGGACACGGCUGCGGAAAAGACGCAGCUGGCGCCGGUGUUGGAAGAAUUGCAGAAGUCCAUCGCCGUCGUCGAGCAACAGGUCCUGGCCGAGGCGAAGAGAGCCGAAGUCUCGGCCGUGGAAGGCGAGAGCUCCGUCGCUCGGAUCAUAGAAGCUCCCUUACAAGAGCUGAAGUCCUCGGUGGAAGCUAUGCAGCGACUGGAACUGGAGGAAGCGAAGGAAGUGGCGACCGAGCAGAGGACGGUCGCGCUGAAAGCAGUCGCCAGGUGCGUCGAGGAGAUAGGAAAGGUUUGUUCGACCGCGACUAGUCGACGGAAAAUCGAGGUCAGCCUUGUCCAGCAGGCACAAGUAGCCGAGCUGACACAGAUCCUUGAAACAAUUUCCAGCCCGAUUCAAGCACUGAAGGCUACCAUGUCCGAAAUCGUCGCGCAGCCGCUAGAAGAAGCCGAAUCCUUGGAUCGGGCAGGUAAAGGAACCUUCGAAGCUCUGAAACCUUUGGUGCAGCCCCUGGAAGAGCUGGAGCAGGCGCUGGUGUCGGCUGUUCAUCAAGUCGUCGCACCAACGCCGGAGUCCCCGGAGAAAGCAAAGGAGAGCGAGAAGAUCCCAUUGACUCCGGCGUUGAAGAAGCUGCAGAAGUCCAUAACCAUGAUCGAAGAGCAGGUGUCGCUGCAGGCUAAGAGGGCUGAGACGUCUCUGGUCGAAGGCGAAGCUGCCUUAGCUCAGAUCAUAGAAGCUCCCUUGCAAGAACUAAAAUCUUCCGUGGAGUCGAUGCAGCGGCUAGAACUGGAAGAAGCGAAAGAGCUGACGUGCGAGGAGAAGACGGCUGCGUUGAAAACGGUCGCCAAGUGUGUGGAAGAAAUUGGAAAGAUAUGUUCUUCAGCCGCGGCUAGUCAAAGGACAGCAGAGAUCAGUCUUGUCGAACGACCGCAGGUGGCUGAGCUGACGCAGAUGCUCCAAACAAUUUCCAGCCCGAUUCAAGUACUGAAGGAGACCAUGUCUGAGAUCGAGACGCUGUCGACGGAGGAGGCAAAGCCUUUGGACGACACUGGGAAGGACAUAUUGGAGGCGCUGAAGCCACUGGUGCAUCCUCUGGAUGAAUUGCAGCAGGCGUUGACAUCGACUGUUCAGCGAGGCGAAGCGGCGACGUGGGAAUCCACGGACGAGACGAAGGACGGCGGUCGAGCCGCUGAAAAGGUGACCUUGGCGCCGGUGCUGGAGCAGCUGCGAAGGUCCGUCGCUGUGAUCGAGCAGCAGGUUUCUGCUAAGACGGCUCAAGUGUCCACGAUGGGAGCUAAGAGCUCGGUUGCCGAGAUCGUGGAGGCGCCGCUGCAAGAGUUGAAGACGUCCAUGGAAGCAAUUCAGGAAUUAAAGCUGGAAGAAACGCGGGAGCUGACGGCGGAGGAGAAGACGGAGGCUCUGGCGGCGGUUGCGAAAUGCGUGGAGCAAGUGGGGAAAGUAUGUUCUGUCGUGGCUAGCCAGCAGAAGGUCGAGGCGAGUCUUCAACAGUCGCAGGUGGCCGAGCAAGUCCUCGAAGCGAUGGCCAGUCCUCUUCGAAUUUUGAAGGAGUCCGUGUCGGAGAUCGAAGCGCGGCCGACCGAGGAAGCAGAACCUUUAGACAAGUCGGGCAAGGACGUAGUGGAAGCUCUGAAGCCACUGAUGCAUCCUCUGGAGGAACUGCAGCAGGCGCUGGCCUCGGCUGUCGAACAGGUCGGCGGGGUCGCGCUGAAAAGCGCAGGCGAGACGAAGGAAGGUGGCUUGCAGGUGGAGUCGGUCAAGUUGACUCCGGUCUUGGAAGAAUUGCAGAGGUCCAUCGCUGUGAUCGAGCAACAGGCGUCCGUGGAAGCUAAGAAAGCGGAGACGUCGGCGGUGAAAGCCGAGAGCUCCGUCGCGAAGAUGAUAGAAGCUCCGCUGGAGCAGCUGAAGUCCUCGGUCGAGGCGAUGCAGAAGCUGGAACUGGAAGAGGCCAAAGAGCUGACCAUCGAGCAGAAGACGACGGCUCUGAAGAUUCUCUCAAAAUGCGUCGAGGAGGUGGGGAAAGUGUGCUCGGCCGCGGCCAGUCGGCAGAAGGUCGAGGUCAGCCUGGUUCAGCAGCCGCAGGCAGCCGAGUUGACGCAGGUUCUCGAAACCCUGACGAGUCCCAUUCAACUAUUGAAAGAAGCUACGUCAGAAAUCGACGCGCGAUCGGCCGAAGAAGCCGAGUCGUUGGAUCGAUCCGGUAAAGAAGUGCUAGAGGCCCUGAAGCCGUUAGUGCAGCCUCUGGAAGGACUGGAGCAGGCUUUGACCACAGCCUUGGAGUCGGCCGGCGAAAUGAAGAAAGCUGAUGUGCAAGUUGAGACAGCGAAAUUGGCUCCUGUACUGGAAGAGCUACAGAAGUCGAUCGCUGUGGUCGAAGAACAGGUGUCGAUGGAAGCUAAGAAAGCUGAGAGCUCCGUCGCGAAGAUGAUAGAAGCUCCGCUGGAGGACCUGAAGACUUGCGUCGAAGCCGUGCAGAAGCUGGAAAUGGAGGAAACGAAAGCUCUGACCUCGGACGAGAAGACCCAGGCGCUGAAAGCUGUCGCGAAAUGCGUGGAACAGAUUGGUAAAGUGUGCUCUGCUGCAGGUACUCAGCAGAAGGUCGAGGUCAGCCUGGUUCAGCAGCCACAGGCAGCCGAGUUGACGCAGGUUCUCGAAACCCUGACGAGCCCCAUUCAACUAUUGAGAGAAGCUACGUCAGAAAUCGACGCGCGAUCGGCCGAAGAAGCCGAGUCGUUGGAUCGAUCCGGUAAAGAAGUGCUAGAGGCCCUGAAGCCGUUGGUGCAGCCUCUGGAAGGACUGGAGCAGGCUUUGACCACAGCCUUGGAGUCGGCCGGCGAGAUGAAGAAAGCUGAUGUGCAAGUUGAGACAGCGAAAUUGGCUCCUGUACUGGAAGAGCUACAGAAGUCGAUCGCUGUGGUCGAAGAACAGGUGUCGAUGGAAGCUAAGAAAGCUGAGAGCUCCGUCGCGAAGAUGAUAGAAGCUCCGCUGGAGGACCUGAAGACUUGCGUCGAAGCCGUGCAGAAGCUGGAAAUGGAGGAAACGAAAGCUCUGACCUCGGACGAGAAGACCCAGGCGCUGAAAGCUGUCGCGAAAUGCGUGGAACAGAUUGGUAAAGUGUGCUCUGCUGCAGGUACUCAGCAGAAGGUCGAGGUCAGCCUGGUUCAGCAGCCGCAGGCAGCCGAGUUGACGCAGGUUCUCGAAACCCUGACGAGUCCCAUUCAACUAUUGAAAGAAGCUACGUCAGAAAUCGACGCGCGAUCGGCCGAAGAAGCCGAGUCGUUGGAUCGAUCCGGUAAAGAAGUGCUAGAGGCCCUGAAGCCGUUGGUGCAGCCUCUGGAAGGACUGGAGCAGGCUUUGACCACAGCCUUGGAGUCGGCCGGCGAGAUGAAGAAAGCUGAUGUGCAAGUUGAGACAGCGAAAUUGGCUCCUGUACUGGAAGAGCUACAGAAGUCGAUCGCUGUGGUCGAAGAACAGGUGUCGAUGGAAGCUAAGAAAGCUGAGAGCUCCGUCGCGAAGAUGAUAGAAGCUCCGCUGGAGGACCUGAAGACUUGCGUCGAAGCCGUGCAGAAGCUGGAAAUGGAGGAAACGAAAGCUCUGACCUCGGACGAGAAGACCCAGGCGCUGAAAGCUGUCGCGAAAUGCGUGGAACAGAUUGGUAAAGUGUGCUCUGCUGCAGGUACUCAGCAGAAGGUCGAGGUCAGCCUGGUUCAGCAGCCGCAGGCAGCCGAGUUGACGCAGGUUCUCGAAACCCUGACGAGUCCCAUUCAACUAUUGAAAGAAGCUACGUCAGAAAUCGACGCGCGAUCGGCCGAAGAAGCCGAGUCGUUGGAUCGAUCCGGUAAAGAAGUGCUAGAGGCCCUGAAGCCGUUAGUGCAGCCUCUGGAAGGACUGGAGCAGGCUUUGACCACAGCCUUGGAGUCGGCCGGCGAAAUGAAGAAAGCUGAUGUGCAAGUUGAGACAGCGAAAUUGGCUCCUGUACUGGAAGAGCUACAGAAGUCGAUCGCUGUGGUCGAAGAACAGGUGUCGAUGGAAGCUAAGAAAGCUGAGAGCUCCGUCGCGAAGAUGAUAGAAGCUCCGCUGGAGGACCUGAAGACUUGCGUCGAAGCCGUGCAGAAGCUGGAAAUGGAGGAAACGAAAGCUCUGACCUCGGACGAGAAGACCCAGGCGCUGAAAGCUGUCGCGAAAUGCGUGGAACAGAUUGGUAAAGUGUGCUCUGCUGCAGGUACUCAGCAGAAGGUCGAGGUCAGCCUGGUUCAGCAGCCACAGGCAGCCGAGUUGACGCAGGUUCUCGAAACCCUGACGAGCCCCAUUCAACUAUUGAGAGAAGCUACGUCAGAAAUCGACGCGCGAUCGGCCGAAGAAGCCGAGUCGUUGGAUCGAUCCGGUAAAGAAGUGCUAGAGGCCCUGAAGCCGUUGGUGCAGCCUCUGGAAGGACUGGAGCAGGCUUUGACCACAGCCUUGGAGUCGGCCGGCGAGAUGAAGAAAGCUGAUGUGCAAGUUGAGACAGCGAAAUUGGCUCCUGUACUGGAAGAGCUACAGAAGUCGAUCGCUGUGGUCGAAGAACAGGUGUCGAUGGAAGCUAAGAAAGCUGAGAGCUCCGUCGCGAAGAUGAUAGAAGCUCCGCUGGAGGACCUGAAGACUUGCGUCGAAGCCGUGCAGAAGCUGGAAAUGGAGGAAACGAAAGCUCUGACCUCGGACGAGAAGACCCAGGCGCUGAAAGCUGUCGCGAAAUGCGUGGAACAGAUUGGUAAAGUGUGCUCUGCUGCAGGUACUCAGCAGAAGGUCGAGGUCAGCCUGGUUCAGCAGCCACAGGCAGCCGAGUUGACGCAGGUUCUCGAAACCCUGACGAGCCCCAUUCAACUAUUGAGAGAAGCUACGUCAGAAAUCGACGCGCGAUCGGCCGAAGAAGCCGAGUCGUUGGAUCGAUCCGGUAAAGAAGUGCUAGAGGCCCUGAAGCCGUUGGUGCAGCCUCUGGAAGGACUGGAGCAGGCUUUGACCACAGCCUUGGAGUCGGCCGGCGAGAUGAAGAAAGCUGAUGUGCAAGUUGAGACAGCGAAAUUGGCUCCUGUACUGGAAGAGCUACAGAAGUCGAUCGCUGUGGUCGAAGAACAGGUGUCGAUGGAAGCUAAGAAAGCUGAGAGCUCCGUCGCGAAGAUGAUAGAAGCUCCGCUGGAGGACCUGAAGACUUGCGUCGAAGCCGUGCAGAAGCUGGAAAUGGAGGAAACGAAAGCUCUGACCUCGGACGAGAAGACCCAGGCGCUGAAAGCUGUCGCGAAAUGCGUGGAACAGAUUGGUAAAGUGUGCUCUGCUGCAGGUACUCAGCAGAAGGUCGAGGUCAGCCUGGUUCAGCAGCCGCAGGCAGCCGAGCUGGAGCAAGCGCUCGAGAUCAUCGCGACGCCUCUGCAAGUGCUGCGCGAGACGGUCUCCAAGGUGGAGGAGCAGAAGACCCUGGAAGCCGAGGGUCUAGCCGCGUCCGACACCGAGAAAGUGGCAGCCAUGUUGAACACCCUGGUGAGCCCUCUGGAGCAGCUGGAAAGGUCUCUGUCGGUGGCCGUCGAGCAAACCAGCAUCCUCAAAGACGAGUCCGCUUCGGAGAUGAAAGGCGACAGCUCUCUAAAGUCGAACGUCGAGCCGGUUCUUCAAGAAUUAGAAAAAUCGGUUGCUGAGAUCCAGGAGCAUGUCUUCCUCGAGGCUGCAACAGACAGCAGCGACCUUGAGAAGUCCGUGGCGAGGACGUUGAAGGAGCCGUUGGAGCAACUGAAGUCCUGCAUAGCAGCCGUGCAGGAGACGAUGUCCACGGAGGUCGCAGAGACAGCCGCUGCGCCGGACAAAAUAACAACCUUGAAGGUGUUCGCGAAGUCGGUGGAGGACCUCGGCGAGAAAUGCCUGGCGGUGAUCACGCGGCAGCAGGUGGAGGCGCGAGCGGCCCCGACGAGGUUAGAGGAGUCGCAAGUGGCGAUCCUGGAGAUGGUGAUCGGUCCUCUUCAGGUACUGAGAGAGUCCAUUAGCAAGAUCGAAGAAGAGCAGCCGGAGGAAACGAAAUCUUUGGAUAAAUCGAAGGCGGAGGAAGCGGAGAAGGGAUUGAAGAGCCUGGUGGAACCGCUGGCGAAGCUGGAGACGUCUUUGUCGUCGACCUUGCAGCAGGCUGCGUCGAUGCGAUUACAAAAAGCCGAAGAAGUAACACAGCCAUCUUCCACUUUUCAGAGCUUGGAACUUUCUCCCGCGAUCCAGGAGCUGCGGAGGCGCGUCGCCAUGGUGCAGGACCAAGCAGAGGUGCAAACCGCGAGCCAGGAGGCUUCCGUGAAGGCUUCUCCGGCGGACAGGAACUUCUUGGCAGCCGCGAAGAAGUCGUUGGCCGACUUGGACGCCUCGCUCGCGGUCGUCGAGAACGCGGCGGCCGCUCAGCCGGAGAAGGAGAAGCUUCGAGGCGCGGAAACCAAGGCGACGGUGCAGAGGUUCGCCGAGUCGACGGAGGAGUUCAAACGGAGGUCGCUGACAGCGAUCGCGCGGCGAUACGCGGGCGCGAGGGUCAGCGCCAAGGUGCUGCAAACGAUCAUCGCUCCGGUUCAAGUGCUGCGCGAGACCAUCGCCAAGAUCCAGGAGGAGUCUACGGAGGAAGCGGAAGCUCUGGAGGCGGAGGACGCGGACGUCCAGAAGCUGGCGCCGCUGAUACACCCUCUGGAGCAACUGGAGAGAUGCUUGGUCACCACGGCGCACCAGGCAACCGAAGGAGUUGCUGAAGAGGAGCCGCAAGACCCUGUGAUCCUCGAGCCGAUCCUCGAGGAGCUGAAGGAGAGCAUCGUCGCGGUCGAGCAAGAAUUACCAAGCGCUAAAGACACCUCGAAGAUGGACCUCGCCGACAGCAUCAGGCAGGCGAUCGCAAACCUGAAGUCGACCACAACGGCGGUCCAGAGGACGGUGACGACGCCGCUGGAGAUCAACGAGGAGAUGAAGAAGGAGAAGGCGUCGGUUCUGCGAGACUUUGCGAAGUCGAUGGAGCAGCUGCAGCAGCGUUGCUCCUCGGCUGCGGCGCGGCGUCGAAAGGAGCCGCAAGACCUGCAACCGGACAGACCUAAACCAACAGAAAUGAAGAUAGUAGACGUCGAGGUGCUCCAGAAAGUCGGCAGCACCGUGCACACCUUGCGCGAGUCCCUUUCGCUGAUAGAAGAGGCGACCACUCUGGAGUCGAAGGAGCUCGAAAGGAGCUCCUCCGGCGAGGAAGCGAAGCUGAAAUUAAACGUGCUGAUCGAGCCGCUGGGCGUCCUAGAGCGAGUUUUAGCGUCAGCCGUCCAAGAAGGCGUCGCGGUUCCUGCGGAAGCCGCGGAGGAGUCGAAACCACCGGAGAUUUCGCUGGAGAAAUUGCGGCCGGUGCUCGAAGAGCUGCAGAAUUCAAUCGUCGUUGUUCAACAACAGGUCAGCGAGGUCGCGACGUCGGGCGACAUCCAGGUGCUGAAUCUGGCGAAGGCGAUGGAGAGGCCUCUGACAGAGCUGAAGAUGUCGAUCGCAGCGGUUCAAGAGAUGACCGAGACGGACGAGGCAAAGCUGACGAAGAUGGACGAGAGAGCGCGGCUGGAAGUCUUCGCCGAGACGGUGGAGGCAUCUGGAAAGCAGCUCCUGGCGGUGGCGAAGCAGGAAGCCAGGCAGAUGUUAGAGGUCCUCGGAUCGAGGAGGAUGACCGAGGACCACGAAGAGUUCGCGAAGACCGUGCUCGCGCCGAUCGCCGAGCUGCAGAGCGCGAUCUUGGAGCUCGACGAACGCGGCAGGUCUGCAACGGCCGGCCAGAAGGAGGCCGUGAUCUUCCUCAGCAUCGUGCAGCCGCUGCAUCAGCUGGAGGAGUCCUUCUCGUUGGCCCUGCAGGACCAGCUGGCGCCUAUCCCUAUUUUGCAGGAGCUGCCCGUGAAGGCCACGAUGCAGGAGCUGAGCAGACAGGUGGCGGAGAUCCAGGAGCAGUUGGUGCUGGUGAAGGAGACGCUGAGUGUAACCGGGGACGCCGAAGACCAGGCUCUGGUCAAGGACGUGGAGCGUUCGCUGAGCGAUCUGAGGACCUCCGCGGCGGUGGUGCAGCAGCUGACGGCGAUAGAGGCGCCGGGUCGGCAGGUGUUGGACGUGGAGAACGUGUCCGCGCUGCAGGCGUUCGGCAAGGCCGUGGAGGAGUUCAAGAGGCACUGUUUGGCCAUGGUGUCGAGUCCCAGGGUGAUCUCCGCGGUGGUUGGAUCGGUGGAGCCGCGGCCGACGAAGGCAGAAGUCAUCUUAGCUCCCAGCAAGAUCCUGCGGGAGUCUGUCUCGACGAUCGAGGAGAUGAAGAGCCAGGAAGCGGCGGCACUGGAGACGAAGAAGCCUGUGACAGUGCUGAGCGUCCUCAUGAGCCCGCUUCAGCGGCUGGAACAGUCGUUCGUCGCGGCCAUUCAAGGCGAGCACGUGGCCGAGCAGACGGCCGAGAGCCUUGAAGAGCAAGCGACCUUCGAGGCGACGAGCCUGCGUCCGAUACUCGAGGAGUUCCAGAAGUCGAUCGCCGUCGUCCAGGAGCACAUCCUGGCGGAGGCCGCGCACAGCCUGUCGGAGGAGGCCUCGCAGGAGGACCUGCAGCUGAUGGCGCGGACGCUGGCGGAGCUGAGGACCUCGGCGGCGGCCAUCCAGCAGAUCCCGCAGGCGGCGCCGGAAUUCGCCGACGAGCUGUCGCGAGCCGAAGGUGUCUCCGCCUUCGAGACGUUCGCGAGAUCUCUCCGGGACUUAGCGGAGCGGCUGGCCGCCGUCGACCAUCAGCAGAUCCUGAUGGAGCCCGCGGCGGACACCAUCUCCGAGGACGUGUCAUCGCUGAAGACCUGGGGCGACGUCAUCGAGGAGCCGGCCGUCCGGGUCACCGAAGCCAUGGUGGUAGACCAGGGCACCGUUGAAUCGCCGUCGGAGAUGGCCGUCUCCCUUUCCGAGGACGAGGCGCAGGCCCUGAAGAGUCUAGCCAAGCCUCUCAGCGAGCUCAGAGAGUGCCUGGCGCUGGUGGUGGAGGAGCGGAAGCCGAUCGACGGCAACGAGGCGAUCGUCGCGCUAUCGGAGAAGGAGGACCUGUCGCUGCUGAAGAGCAUGGCGCGACCCCUGCUGGAGCUGAAGGCCGCGGCCGCGUCCGUGAUCCACGAGCAGGUCGCAGUCGAGUCCGCGAAAGAGAAGGCCUUCGACCACGCCAAGGAGGCGGCCACCUUGAACCCGCUGAUCGAGCCCCUCGAGGAGCUCUGCAAGUCCAUCGCGCUGAUCCAGGACCACAUCCUGGUCGAGUCGGCGGAGGAGCGGCCGGCCGACGAGGCCACCUUGCUGACCGCCUUGGUGGAGCCGCUGAUCACGCUUCAGAGAAGCAUCUGCGUGCUAGAGGAGCGCGUGCUGUCGCCGGACGUGGUCUCACUGCCCGAGGAAUCCAGUUGGAUCAGCGAGUGCCUCGCCGUCCCGCUGCAGGAGAUUGAGAGGUCGAUAGCCGAGAUCCACGAGUGCAUCGUCGUGGAGGAGCCCGCUGUCGAGGAGCAGCUGUCCAAGGUGGAGAUGAUCGACUGGUCCGUGGUCGAGAAGCUGGUGCAGCCGGUUCAGAGGAUAAGGGCGGUAAUCGUCGGGAUGCGGGAAGAAGCAGGCGUCGCCGGGAAAGCGGACAAGGCUCGCUGCGACUUGGUGAACGCGUUGGUGCAGCCGCUGACCGAGGUGCACGAGAGCUUCCUGGCGCUGAAGAACAGAGUCGAGAUGAGUCCCGAGGAGGAAGAGGCCAGCAUCGACGCCAUAGUGGACUCCCUGUCCAGCCUGGAGAAGAGCAUCUCGUUCAUCGAGGAGCAAACCGUCGAGCGAAGCAAGGGGAUUGUAGGCAGCUUGGAGGAGCCUCUGGCGCAGCUGAAGAACUCAAUCAUGACCGUGGAGGAAUCAUCGACGGUGUACCUCGACAAUCUGGAGCAGCCGCUGAAGGAUCUGCAAGCUGCUUUGGAGACAGCCUCGCGGGAGCAAGAAGAACGAGCGCGAAGGAAGAAGAAGACCGCUGUGCCUGUGGAAGAGGUGGUGAGGAUUUCUACCAAGAUCACGAUCUCCAUCAACGAGAUCAACGUCUCGAUCGAGACGAUCGAUCGCAAGCUAGAUAGCUACAAGGACUUGUUGGGGAUCGAGAUUCGGAUCGAGAACGAAGCGCUGAAGACUCUGACCGCGCCGCUGGAGGAUCUUAAAGAGGCUGUCCGUCGGGUACAGACAAACGGCGUCGAGCAAUCUUCGAUGGACUCCCUGAAACGGCUUCAAAGGUCUAUCGAUAUUAUUUGUCAGCAAGCCGCCGAUAAACCGUCCGCCGAACCUCCGCAUUCCGAGGCUGCUGACAGGGUCAGGGUGUUGAAACCGUUGGCACCGAGUCUGCAGCAAUUAGAGACGACGAUCAAGAGCGUCGAGGCGCUGUGGCAGGACGAAUUGACCGGCGAAGGGCUGCUGGAGUUGGAAACACCGAUUGCUAAUCUGAUGAACGCGGUGAACGUGUUGUGCGACAAGCUGUCGAGGAUGGAGGUGGUCUGGGUAACCGAAGAAGAAGAAGAGAAGAAGGAGAAGAAGGAAGUGUCGGAUGAAGAGAAGAAAGUGAAAGUUGAAGAGGAAGAAGAAAAGUUGCGACAGGAGGAGGAGGAACGUAUGCAGAAGGAAGAGACUGAGAGGUUGAAGCUGGAAGAGGAACGUAGAAAGCAGGAAGAAGAAGAAUACAAGAAGAAGGAAGAAGAACGACUCGAGCAGAAGGAAGAGGCUGAGAGAUUGAAGUUGGAAGAGGAACGUAGAAAGCAGGAAGAGGAAGAAUACAAGAAGAAAGAGGAAGAACAACUCGAGCAGAAGGAAAAGGCUGAGAGGUUGAAGCUUGAAGAAGAACGUAAAAAGCAAGAGGAAGAAGAGCACAAGAAGAAGGAAGAAGAGGCUGAGAGGUUGAAGCUUGAAAAAGAACAUAAAAAACAGGAGGAAGAACAACUUGAGCAGAAAGAAGAGGCCGAGAAGUUGAAGCUGGAAGAGGAACGUAAAAUGCAAGAGGAAGAAGAACGAAAGAGAAAAGAAGAAGAAGAACUUAAGCAGAAGGAAGAGUCUGAGAGAUUGAAGCUUGAAGAAGAACGUAAAAAGCAAGAGGAAGAAGAGCACAAGAAGAAGGAAGAAGAACAACUCAAGCAGAAAGAAGAGGCUGAGAGGUUGAAGCUUGAAGAAGAACGUAAGAAGCAAGAGGAAGAAGAGCACAAGAAGAAGGAAGAAGAAGAACUUAAGCAGAAGGAAGAGGCUGAGAGAUUGAAGCUGGAAGAGGAACGUAAAAUGCAAGAGGAAGAAGAGCACAAGAAGAAGGAAGAAGAACAACUGAAGCAGAAAGAAGAGGCUGAGAGGUUGAAGCUUGAAGAAGAACGUAAGAAGCAAGAGGAAGAAGAGUACAAAAAGAAAGAAGAAGAACAACUUAAGCAGAAGGGGGAAGCUGAAAAAUUAAAGAUUGAAGAAGAACGUAAAAAGCAAGAGGAAGAAGAACUGAAACAGAAAGAGGAAGCGGAACAAUUGAAGAUUGAACAGGAACGUAAAAAGCAAAAGGAAGAAGAACGAAAGAAAAAGGAGGCGGACGAGCUCGAACAGAAGAAAGAAACUGAAGAAUUGAAGCUCGAAGAAGAAAGCAAACAGCGCGAAGAAGAAGAAUGCAAGAAGAAGGAGGCGAAAGAGCUCGAACAGAAGAAAGAAGCUGAGAAAUUGAAGCUCGAAGAAGAAAGCAAACAGCUCGAAGACGAAGAACGCAAGAAGAAGGAGGCGAAAGAGCUUGAACAGAAGGAAGAAGCUGAAAAAUUGAAGCUCGAAGAAGAAAGCAAACAGCGCGAAGAAGAAGAACGCAAGAAAAAUGAGGCAGAAGAGCUCAAGCAGAAGAAAGAAGCUGAAAAAUUAAAGAUUGAAGAACAGCGCAAAAAGCAGGAAGAGGAAGAACGUAAGAGGAAAGAGGAGGAAGAACUGAAACAGAAAGAGGAAGCCGAAAAGUUGAAGAUUGAACAGGGGCGUAAAAAGCAACAGGAAGAAGAACGUAAGAGAAAAGAAGAAGAAGAACUUAAGCAGAAGGAAGAAGCUGAGAAAUUGAAGAUCGAAGAAGAACAACGCAAAAAGCACGAAGAAGAAGAAGAGCGUAAGAGAAAGGAAGCAGAGCUCAAGCAGAAGGAAGAAGCUGAGAAAUUAAAGAUUGAAGAAGAACGUAAGAGAAAAGAGGAAGAAGAACUGAGACAAAAAGAGGAAGCAGAAAAAUUGAAGAUUGAAGAAGAACGUAAAAAGCAAGAGGACGAAGAACGUAAGAAAAAGGAGGCGGAAGAACUCGGACAGAAGGAAGAGGCUGAGAAGCUAAAACAGGAAGAACAAAAGAGAAUAGAAGCUGCCAAGGAGCUGGAAGAGAAGCGCAAGAAGGAGGAGACGGAAAAACUGAGACUGGAGGAAGAAGAGAGGAAGAAAAAAGAAGAGACCGAAAGGUUGAGGCAGGAAGAGGAGCGGAAACAGAAGGAAGAAGAGCAAAGAUUGAAGGCGGAAGAGGAUCGCAAACGUAAAGAGGAGGAGGAGGAGAGAUUGAAACAGGAUGAGGAACGACGGAAAACGGAACAGGCCGAGAAGAUGAAACUAGAAGAAGAAGAACGAAAAAUGAGAGAAGAGAAGGAGAAGCGAAAGCGUGAAGAAGAGGAGCGUAAGAAGCAGAAAGAAGCUGAAAGGUUGAAGGAGGAAGAACGUGAAAAGAGAGAGCAAGAGGAACAAAUGAAACGAGACGAAGAAAAACGCAAACAGGAAGAAGAAGCUAUGAAACUGAAGGAAGAGGAGGAGCGUAAAAAGAUCGCAGAGGCGGAGAAGACGAGGUUGGAAGAACAGAAACGUGAACAAGAGGAGGAGGCCAAGAAAUUGAAGGUGGAGGAAGAGAAACGCAAGCAAGAAGAGGAAGCUAAGAAACUAAAAGAAGAAGAAGCGAAACGCAAGCAAGAAGAGGAAGCUAGAAAACUAAAAGAGCAAGAAGAGAAACGCAAGCAAGAAGAAGAAGAAGCUAAGAAACUGAAAGAAGAAGAAGAGAAACGCAAGCAAGAAGAGGAAGCUAGAAAGCUAAAAGAAGAAGAAGAAGUGAAACGUAAACAGGAAGAGGAAGCGAAGAAAUUGCGAGAAGAAGAAGAACGCAAGAAGGCCAAGGAGGCUGAGAAACUGAAGCUAGAAGAACAGAAACGUCAACAAGAAGAGGAGGCGAAGAAACUGAAGGAAGAAGAGGAACGUAAGAAGACCGAGGAGUCUGAGAAACUGAAGCUAGAAGAACAGAAACGUCAACAAGAAGAGGAGGCGAAGAAACUGAAGGAAGAAGAGGCUGAGAGGUUGAAGCUUGAAGAAGAACGUAAGAAGCAAGAGGAAGAAGAGCACAAGAAGAAGGAAGAAGAAGAACUUAAGCAGAAGGAAGAGGCUGAGAGAUUGAAGCUGGAAGAGGAACGUAAAAUGCAAGAGGAAGAAGAGCACAAGAAGAAGGAAGAAGAACAACUCAAGCAGAAAGAAGAGGCUGAGAGGUUGAAGCUUGAAGAAGAACGUAAGAAGCAAGAGGAAGAAGAGCACAAGAAGAAGGAAGAAGAACAACUCAAGCAGAAAGAAGAGGCUGAGAGGUUGAAGCUUGAAGAAGAACGUAAGAAGCAAGAGGAAGAAGAGUACAAAAAGAAAGAAGAAGAACAACUUAAGCAGAAGGGGGAAGCUGAAAAAUUAAAGAUUGAAGAAGAACGUAAAAAGCAAGAGGAAGAAGAACUGAAACAGAAAGAGGAAGCGGAACAAUUGAAGAUUGAACAGGAACGUAAAAAGCAAAAGGAAGAAGAACGAAAGAAAAAGGAGGCGGACGAGCUCGAACAGAAGAAAGAAACUGAAGAAUUGAAGCUCGAAGAAGAAAGCAAACAGCGCGAAGAAGAAGAAUGCAAGAAGAAGGAGGCGAAAGAGCUCGAACAGAAGAAAGAAGCUGAGAAAUUGAAGCUCGAAGAAGAAAGCAAACAGCUCGAAGACGAAGAACGCAAGAAGAAGGAGGCGAAAGAGCUUGAACAGAAGGAAGAAGCUGAAAAAUUGAAGCUCGAAGAAGAAAGCAAACAGCGCGAAGAAGAAGAACGCAAGAAAAAUGAGGCAGAAGAGCUCAAGCAGAAGAAAGAAGCUGAAAAAUUAAAGAUUGAAGAACAGCGCAAAAAGCAGGAAGAGGAAGAACGUAAGAGGAAAGAGGAGGAAGAACUGAAACAGAAAGAGGAAGCCGAAAAGUUGAAGAUUGAACAGGGGCGUAAAAAGCAACAGGAAGAAGAACGUAAGAGAAAAGAAGAAGAAGAACUUAAGCAGAAGGAAGAAGCUGAGAAAUUGAAGAUCGAAGAAGAACAACGCAAAAAGCACGAAGAAGAAGAAGAGCGUAAGAGAAAGGAAGCAGAGCUCAAGCAGAAGGAAGAAGCUGAGAAAUUAAAGAUUGAAGAAGAACGUAAGAGAAAAGAGGAAGAAGAACUGAGACAAAAAGAGGAAGCAGAAAAAUUGAAGAUUGAAGAAGAACGUAAAAAGCAAGAGGACGAAGAACGUAAGAAAAAGGAGGCGGAAGAACUCGGACAGAAGGAAGAGGCUGAGAAGCUAAAACAGGAAGAACAAAAGAGAAUAGAAGCUGCCAAGGAGCUGGAAGAGAAGCGCAAGAAGGAGGAGACGGAAAAACUGAGACUGGAGGAAGAAGAGAGGAAGAAAAAAGAAGAGACCGAAAGGUUGAGGCAGGAAGAGGAGCGGAAACAGAAGGAAGAAGAGCAAAGAUUGAAGGCGGAAGAGGAUCGCAAACGUAAAGAGGAGGAGGAGGAGAGAUUGAAACAGGAUGAGGAACGACGGAAAACGGAACAGGCCGAGAAGAUGAAACUAGAAGAAGAAGAACGAAAAAUGAGAGAAGAGAAGGAGAAGCGAAAGCGUGAAGAAGAGGAGCGUAAGAAGCAGAAAGAAGCUGAAAGGUUGAAGGAGGAAGAACGUGAAAAGAGAGAGCAAGAGGAACAAAUGAAACGAGACGAAGAAAAACGCAAACAGGAAGAAGAAGCUAUGAAACUGAAGGAAGAGGAGGAGCGUAAAAAGAUCGCAGAGGCGGAGAAGACGAGGUUGGAAGAACAGAAACGUGAACAAGAGGAGGAGGCCAAGAAAUUGAAGGUGGAGGAAGAGAAACGCAAGCAAGAAGAGGAAGCUAAGAAACUAAAAGAAGAAGAAGCGAAACGCAAGCAAGAAGAGGAAGCUAGAAAACUAAAAGAGCAAGAAGAGAAACGCAAGCAAGAAGAAGAAGAAGCUAAGAAACUGAAAGAAGAAGAAGAGAAACGCAAGCAAGAAGAGGAAGCUAGAAAGCUAAAAGAAGAAGAAGAAGUGAAACGUAAACAGGAAGAGGAAGCGAAGAAAUUGCGAGAAGAAGAAGAACGCAAGAAGGCCAAGGAGGCUGAGAAACUGAAGCUAGAAGAACAGAAACGUCAACAAGAAGAGGAGGCGAAGAAACUGAAGGAAGAAGAGGAACGUAAGAAGACCGAGGAGUCUGAGAAACUGAAGCUAGAAGAACAGAAACGUCAACAAGAAGAGGAGGCGAAGAAACUGAAGGAAGAAGAGGAACGUAAGAAGACCGAGGAGUCUGAGAAACUGAAGCUAGAAGAACAGAAACGUCAACAAGAAGAGGAGGCGAAGAAACUGAAGGAAGAAGAGGAACGUAAGAAGACCGAGGAGUCUGAGAAACUGAAGCUAGAAGAACAGAAACGUCAACAAGAAGAGGAGGCGAAGAAACUGAAGGAAGAAGAGAAGCGCAAAAAGAAAGAGGCCAAGAAGCAAAAAGCCGAGGAGGAAGCGCGGAAGCAGGAAGAGGAAGCUAAGAAACUAAAAGAACAAGAAGACGAACGCAAGAAGGCUGAGGAGGCUGAGAAACUGAAACUGGAAGAAGAGAAACGUGAGCAGGAAGAGGUCGCUAAAAAGCAGAAAGAGGAGGAGGAGAAGAGACGUAAACAGGAGGCAGAGACUAAGAAACUUAAAGAAGAGGAAGAACGCAAGACAGCGGAAGAAGCUGAGAAACUGCGGAAGGAAGAAGAGAAACGUAAGCAGGACGAGGAAGCUGAAAAGCUGAAGCAGGAAGAAGAAGAACGUAAGAAAACCGAGGAAGCCGAACAGCUUAAAUUGGAGGAACAGAAACGCAAGCUGGAGGAAGAAGAUAAGAAGCUGAAAGAAGAAGAGAAGCUGAAACAGGAAGAGGAAGCUAAGAAACAGAAAGAACAAGAAGCUAAGAAACUGAAGGAGGAGGAAGCUAAGAGAGUUAAGGAUGAGGAAGCUAAGAAACAGAAAGAACAAGAAGGUAAGAAACUGAAGGAGGAGGAAGCUAAGAAGGUUAAGGAUGAAGAAGCGAAGAAACAGAAAGAACAAGAAGCUAAGAAACUGAAGGAGGAGGAAGCUAAGAAGGUUAAGGACGAAGAGGCUAAGAAGCAGAAAGAACAAGAAGCUAAGAAACUGAAGGAUGAGGAAGCUAAGAAGGUUAAGGAUGAAGAAGCUAAGAAACAGAAGGAACAAGAAGCUAAAAAGCUGAAGGAAGAGGAAGCUAAGAAACUGAAGGAAGAUGAAGUUAAAAAGCAGCAAGAAGAGGAAGCUAAGAAACUGAAGGAAGAUGAAGUUAAAAAGCAGCAGGAAGAGGAAGCUAAGAAAAUAAAGGAGGAAGAAACUAAGAAACAGAAGGAAGAGGAAGCUAAGAAACUGAAGGAGAAGGAAACUAAAAAACAGAAGAAAGAGGAAGCUAAGAAACAGAAGGAAGAGGAGGCUAAGAAACAGAAGGAAGGGGAGGCUAAGAAGCUGAAGGAACAGGAAGCUGAGAAACUGAAAGAACAAGAAGCUGAAAAGAAGAAAGAAGAGAAAGCAAAGGAACAGGAAGCUGAGAAACUGAAAGAACAAGAAGCUGAAAAGAAGAAAGAAGAGAAAGCAAAGGAACAGGAAGCUGAGAAACUGAAAGAACAAGAAGCUGAAAAGCAGAAGGAAGUGGAAGUUAAGAAACUGAAGGAGGAGGAAGCUAAGAAAAUUAAGGACGAAGAGGCUAAGAAACAGAAAGAUCAGGAAGCUAAGAAGCUGAAGGAGGAGGAAACAAAGAAGGUUAAGGAUGAAGAAGCUAAGAAACAGAAGGAACAAGAAUCUAAGAAACUGAAGGAAGAUGAAGUUAAAAAGCAGCAAGAAGAGGAAGUUAAGAAAUUGAAGGAAGAGGAAGCUAAGAAAAUAAAGGAUGAAGAAGUUAAGAAACAGAAGGAAAAGGAUGCUGCGAAACUGAAACAGGAGGAGGAAGCGAAGCGCCUCAAGGAAGAGGAGGAACGUAAGAAAAAGGAUGAGGCUGGAAAGCGUAGAAGAUCGAAGGACGAGAAGAGACGCAAGAGCGAGCAGGAGGCAAAGGCGAAGCAAGAAGAGGAAGAAGAGCGGGAACAGAAACUGAAAGCGGAGAAACGGGAACAGGAGGUGAAGGCUCGCAAACUGGAGGCGGAAACUCGGGAGGAGGAAGAGAAGAAAAAGCGAGCCGAGGCCGAGAAUCUGAAGCAGGAAGAGGAUGAACGAACUCGAAAAAGGGAAGAAGCCGACAGGCUGAAGCAAGAGGAAGAUGAUCGCAGAAGAAAGGAGGAGGUCGAGAGGCUGAACAAGGCGGAAUCGGAAAAGCUGAAGCAAACGGAAGAGAAGCUGCGGAAGAAGAAGGAGAAGCGGCGAUUGGAGCAGGAAGAGGAGGAACGAAAGGAAAGAGAAGAAGCGGAGAGACGAAGAAAGGAACAGGAGCAGAAGAAGAAGGAUCGGGAGGAGCGCGCGAAGAAGGACGAAGAGGAGAGAGCGAAGCGGGAGGAGGAGGAGCGCGCGAGAAAAGAAGAAAAGGCUAGGCUGCGUAAAGAAGAGGAGGAUCGGAGGAGAGCCGAGGAAGCCGAGAGGCUGAAGAGAGAAGAGGAGCGCGACGCGCAAAGGCGAGAGGAAGCUAAGCGUCGCCGAGAAGAGCAGGGGAUGCAGAUCCGGCAAGAAACGGAGAGGAUAAGGAAAGCGGAGGAGGAGCGGGUGAGAAAGGAGGACGAGACUCGGGAGCGGAGGAGGCAGGAGCGUGAGCACAGGCGGCACGAGGAGGAGCAGAAGUUGCUGAGGGAAGAAGAGGAGAGGUCGAAGAGGGAGGAGGAGCGUCGGAGGAAGCGGAAAGAGGCCGAGCGGCAAUGGAAGGAGGACGAGGACGCUAUUAGGAGGAAGCAGGCCGAGAGGAUCGAGAGGCGAAGAGCCGGAGAACGGCAGAACCGCGAAGAGGCUGAACGGCUGAGGCGAGAGGACGAGGAAAGGCGGCACAGGAGGGACGCCGACAGGCAGAACAGAAGAGACGAGGCGGUGAAGGCGCUGAAGGAGGAGGGCGAACGGAUGCGAAAGCGGCAGGAGGAAGAGUCCUCGAGACUUCGACAGCGUAGACAGGAACAGCUGAGGGACGACAGCUGGUCCAGACUGCGGCAGAGCGAGGCGGACUCAUUGCUGAGGAAGAUCACCGACGACGCCAGAACACCGAGGCCGAAAGGCAUUUCCUACGACGUCGAAUUCUGGCGGGACCGACGAGACAAGGCCCACCGGUACGAUUCCGCCUUCGACUCCACUCUCUCCAGCACCUCCAGGUCCUACAGCUGGAGGGACUCGUUGACCUCGUUGACCAAGAGGAGGACCGACGAUUUCCUCGACUACAAACUGAGGGACACCUCCAUGGACAGAUACUACUUUGACACGGGCUCGUACUACCGGAGAAGAAGAAGGAGGGACGACCGGAUCUCGCGAGCUAGGUCCAUUAGCUUGCUGAAGUACGAGGACUACUCGAUCGGGGACAGCGACAUCGGCUUCGCGGCUGGCAGCUCGUUCAGACCGCCACGGUACAGCAGACCGAAGACCACCUUGCGAACCGAUCUCGACGGGUCCAGCGUCUCGUUGUACGUGCCUCUUAGCGCAGACACGAUGGUGCCGAGGGAGAAAGGAAAGAAGCCGUCGUUCUGCACAAGGUUAACGAAUAGAACGGUAGGGGUUGGUAUGAGAACGAGGCUGACUUGUACCGUGCUCGGCUACCCGGAACCGAGGGUGCACUGGACCAAAGACGGCGAGAAGCUCGAGAUCACGUCGAGUCGAUAUCGAACCCGGUUCGACAACGGUAUGGCUUAUUUCGAACUGCAUGAAGCACUCCCCGAAGAUUCCGGACUGUACACCUGUGUCGCUGAGAAUGUUCACGGAAUCGCAACCACCGAAUCCACGUUAAAAAUUUACCCCGAUUUCCAACCAGCUCUGUCACCCCCUACCUUCACCAGAUCCAUUAAAGACACCUAUCGGCAUUCGGAUAACGAGUUAAUUCUGGAGUGUCGUGUCCGCGGCAAUCCCACGCCGCUUAUUUCCUGGCUGAAAGACGGUUGCAUCCUUCAAGGCGAUCGCUACAAGCAAACUUACCUGGACGAUGGCAUUUACCGACUAGAGAUCGCUGCACCCAAUUCUUCGGACAACGGCCGCUACAUAUGUAGAGCCAUGAAUGAUCUGCGCACGGAAGAAAUAGCCCAUAUAGUCCAGUUCGAUGAACGAAUUCGGCGAGGCAAGCAUCACGAAAUUUUUGACGACCACUUUGGCACCGAUGUCUUCAAGAGGUCAUACUUAUCCAGUUACCUGUCCGAUUACAAUGUUCCUAUUGGAAGUAGCAUCGCCGCCCAAAUCAGAGCGAAAGGCGCGUCCGCGCCGGAAGUGAGAUGGUUCCGCGGCGAAAGAAGAGAACCGUUUUCUUUUUCGAAAGCGAAAGCGUUCACAGACUUCGGUAUUCACACUUCCUUCGUGCCGGAGAUUUCCGAAUCGGAGAGGGGCUCGAUCAUAUCGAAAUAUUUUGGGCACGUGGACAGCAUGAGCACGAUGGACUUAAAAUCGGCGGGCGUCAUGGAGACCGGGAAGCCCGCCAUGUUUGUUUCGAGACCCGCUGAAAAAUCGAUCACCGUCACCACUGGAGAAGAUGUCAGCGUGUCGUUUAGAUGCGCUGGAAAUCCCAGACCACGAGUGACCUGGAUGAAAGGACUGAGAGACAUCACUAACGGCCCUAGAUCCAUCAAGGAAGUCAUCGAUGACUAUGUCAGACUGACCUUGAAAAGGGUAACACCUUCGGACGAGGGCACCUAUUGCAUACUUGUGAAGAACAGACACGGAUGCGACAGAAGCUUCUUCUCUAUCAAGGUGAAACAACGUGCCAGAUCGUUGACGCCAGAUUGGAGUACCGUCAGCAGCCGCACCGACACCGGAAGUCUUCUAGGUCUGUCGACUGAGAGCCGCGACGAUGAAGUGCCCUACGUGAAAAAUGUUCCUGGACCGAUCAGCAGCGAGCCAGUUGUAGUCGAUGGCGGAAAGAACUGGUUGUCGCUAAGUUGGGGCAAAGCCGAACAAAAGGGACCUGCACCGGUGAUUGCCUAUAGGGUCGACGCUUGGUUGCUUGGUAGCGACGGUGGUGCACGAUGGGUCGAGCUGGGCAUAACACCGAUCAACGCUUUCGACGCGUUCAACCUGAAGCCCGGCGGCGAGUACAAGUUCCAGGUGACGCCGCGGAAUCGGUACGGAUGGGGCGAGUCCGUAACUAUGACGAAUUCCGUGAAGGUCAGCGAGACCGUCGAUCUUCCCGAGUUCACGAAAAUCUUGCCCGGUCAGCUCAAGGUUCUCGAGGGGGCAACAGUGAGGUUGGAGUGCGAGAUACGCACAGACUCGAAGGUCGAUAUAAAAUGGUACCGUGAAUCGUCCGAGAUAGAUUUGAAUUGCGAGCCGAGAUGCUCGAUCUCCCGUAUCGGAACGCAGUGUUCGCUCAAGAUCGAAAACGUCCAAGAGGCCGAUUCCGGGCGAUACGUGUGCGAGGCCAGCAACUUGAUCGGCAAAGUAUCGUCGUUUGCUAGAGUGCUCGUCGUCAAUGAUCCGAAGAUCAUUGAGGCGGAUGCGAAACUCAAAUCAAGCGAGCUAAUAGACGAUCUCGAAGACAGACCACCGCAAUUCACCAUGAGGAUUCGGGACAGAAGGGUUCAAGUGUCGUAUCCCGUGAGACUGACCUGCCAAGUGACCGGCCAUCCUGCUCCGGAAGUCACGUGGCACAAAAACGACCAGGAGAUCUGUCAAGAUGAGCGCCACGUGUUCUGGAACAACGAUUCGAAUUUCUACACGCUGGAGAUCGUUCACUCCACUCUGGAAGAUUCUGGCUGUUAUAUGGUGACAGCGAGGAAUGUGAAUGGGUCGGUGUCCUGUCGCUGUAUCCUCGUGGUGGACAAGGGAAUCCGUGCUUACAUAGCGCCGGAAUUCCUCUGCGGCCUCGACGCCGCGUACAUGGUGAAAUCGGGAGAGGACCUCCGAAUCACUGCUCAAGUCGAGGCAUAUCCUAGCGUCGGUGUUGUAUGGCACCGAGAUGGAAUUCGUCUUCGACCAAGUCGAAGGGCAGUGAUGACCUUGGAUCACGAUGGCACCGUCGGACUGUCGUUGGGCAAGGUUACCGAAAGAGAUGCUGGCGUUUACAUCUGCACCGCUACCAAUGAAGUUGGCCGGGCCGAAACCUCCGCGAAGGUGACGGUCGUUGCCGGAAGAUGGCAAACGGAAGAUGACGAGGUGUCGAUCGAAGAGCCGCCGUCUGUUACGGUUGCGACACCGGAUAUACCAUACUCGAAGGAGCCUCUCUUCAUCACAAAGCCAUUGUCAACCGAGGCGAUCGAAGGCGACACAGUCAUUAUAUCGUGCGAAGUGGUCGGCGAUCCCAAACCGGAAGUAAUGUGGCUGCGCGACUUUCUGAAGCCUGAUUACUACCGGGACGCGCCGCACUUCCGGUUGGUCGGCGAAGGGCCCCAGUAUCGGCUGGAAAUCCCCUACGCUAAACUCGACUUUACGGGGACCUAUUCCGUGAUAGCGCGAAACUGCCAUGGGGAUGCGAAGGCUGUGAUUUCGUUGCAGAUCUACGCGAAAGGUCAAGGCAAAGAGGAGAAGAUGAAGAAAUCGGGUAUCACUCACGGAAACGUACUGAGUCUGCCGGAGAUCACGAGGGAUCUACGGGAUCUCAGAUGCUGCGACGGAGACGCCGUCGCCCUUGAGUGUAAAGUUCACGCCACACCCGAGCCGCCGUUGGUGCGCUGGGAACGCGCUGGAAAGAUACUUCAAAUGGGCGGCGACUUCUCCGCGGAGUUCGACGGAGAAACUGCGCGUCUGAACAUCCAGCAUGUUUACCCGGAGGACGAGGGCGAGUACACCUGCGUGGCAUACAACGACCUUGGGAAAGCAUUCACGUCGGCGUGCCUAAUAGUGGAUGUGCCCGAAGGAAAGGAAAACGUGCUGAGCCAAAGGCUGACCAGGCCCGUGGGUCUGUUGUCAGCGGGAUCCACGCCGAGAUCCACGCCGAGAUCUACGCCGAUCAGGAGCUUGUCUCCGGCGGUUUCGCACGGUCGAGAAUUGAGGUCUCCGCAGCUGCUGCCGCGAAGUAGAUCGAUGUCGAGACGACCGAAGAUCAGCCCACCGAAAUUUUACGCGGUGCCGCACAAUCGGGUGGUCGAGGAAGGUGAAACCGUGCGAUUCCAAUGCGCUGUGGUCGGCCAUCCGGCGCCGUGGGUGAAAUGGGACAAAAAUGGCCUAGCCGUUACGCCUACCGCAAGGAUCACCAUAAAGGAACGAGACGACGUGAAGAUAUUGGAGAUCGUCGAGGUGACACAAGAGGACGCGGGAUUGUACAGAGUCACCGUGGAGAACGAUUAUGGCCGUAUCGAGGCCAGCGCUCGUUUGGAAGUGAUAAAUCGUCAACUGCUUGGGCCGAUUUCCCGAACGAUAAGAACCAGAAGCGCCUCUCCUAGAACGUAUCCAUCAUUUGGCCGAAGCCUUUUGGACUCUACGACCAGAAUAAAUAGCAAAUUACAACUUAGUUGCGGCAUCAGGGGAACGCCGAGUCCAACGCCAACGUGGUUCAGAAACGGACGACCGUUGGAACGAUCGAGCCGAAUAAAACGGUACUUCGACGGGAAUACCGCGAAAAUCGACAUUUCAAAAGUGAAAGCGAGCGACGCGGGCGAAUACACCUGCGUGGCAACGAACGUCCUCGGAUCGACGAAGAACACGUGCCAGGUCACCGUUCUCGACCCCCAUGACCCGUCCACUUGUGACAAAGAUCCGCCAACGUUCCUGCAGUCGCUCUCCGAGGAAUCGAUCGUCAUGGAGGGUCAUUGUUACGAGCUACAGGCGAGACUAACUGGUACUCCGCCUUUCACAGUCGUUUGGUUAAAGGAUGGUCGCCAGGUGCCUAACAACGAUUAUUAUAAGUACGUGAUUUACGGCGACGGUGGAGUCGCGCUUAGAUUGUCGAAUGUAUCGCCGCAGGAUGCCGGCGAGUACACUUGUCACGUUCGUAACAAUUUCGGGGAGACCUCUUCCAGUGGCCUCUUUGCCGUCCAAGAUUACAAAGGCGUCCCGCAGCUAGCGCCGCAGUUCACCAAAACUCCAGUGUCCGUUUUCACCUCGAAAGGGGAGACCGCGUGCUUCUGCGCGCGAAUACAAUGCGGAAAGCCCAUGGAGAUCACGUGGACCAUCAACGGAAAGGACGUUAAAGAAAUCCCAAGAUGCAAGAUCGAAAAGGACGACAACGUGAGCAUACUGAGGAUACAGAACGUGUCGUCGCGGGACACCGGUGAGAUUCGCUGCACGGCGUCCGUGAUCGGCAAGGGUCCGUCGAUCAGUUGCACGGCGGAGUUGCGAUUGAAACGAUCGCAUCGGCACUUCGAGGACUCUGUCGGUAUGCGCGACGCGGUUUGCGCAUCGAUCGAGAUCCGAAAAGCGGGCGGCUGCGGGCGCAGCAAUUCGGUGAAGAAGCCGAGGAGAGAGGUGGCGUCGCCUCCUCGACGCCGGCGACGCGAGUCGCCGAUGCGCGCCAGAUCGUCCUCGUUGCCGUUGAAGUCUUCGACUUCGGAGGUUCAACGAGCGUCCCCCUCCCUCCCGAGGCGGAACGUCCCGCCGAGUCCGUUGCUCGGCUCCAGGAAAAUAAAAGAAAGCGAGGCGACCGAUAAGAAAGAUCUCGACCCGAAAAAGACGAGAAAUAACGCGGCUCGCUCGGCCAAGAGACCUACGAGAGCUCGAGUAGAGAGCUCGUUGUCGUCCGACGAGGAAGCCGAUGCGGCGAAGCGCGCUCUGCUCGCGAAACCGUCGCACGCGGCCGACGCGAAAUUCCCGAGGAACCGUCGUGAGGAGCUGCGCCCGAUGAAACCGACGCCGACGGAUCCUGGCACGUGGAACGCCGAGAGGGCUUCGAACGAGGCACGCGGGAACUGCGAGAAGUACGACGACACGCCGAUCGUGUCGAUGGAGUGUGCCGAGGAGGAGGAGCCUGCGGCGUCCGAGACGCAGGACCCGAUCGAGACCGACAGGAGGAUCGACGAACCGAUCGCCGCCGCCAUUGUGAAGCUGCCUGCCGACGUCACGGUGUUCAGAGGGAACAGGGUGGUCCUCAGGGUCAGCUAUCGAGGUCACCCGGAACCCCAGGUCAAAUGGCUCCGAGCGGGGCGCGAACUUUCGGCAGACAGGAAGACUGCGAUCACGUAUGGCGGAGGUGUUUCUUGUUUAAUAUCGGACGACGUCACCGCUGAUAACGCCGGAAAAUACGAGGUGUCCGUUGAAAACAGAUUGGGGAAGGACCGUCGAUGCUUCAGCGUUGCUGUCGAGGGACCACCGGACCCGCCAGCAGGUGUUCCGAGCGUGUGCUGUUCUCCGGGCGCGACCACCAUCAACUGGCGAUCGUCUCCGUACGACGGAGGCUGCACGGUGACCGGCUACACCGUGGAGAUGAAUCGCUCGGGUGAGAACGACUGGACCACCGUCACCGAGUCCUGUUACUCCCUGAGCCACACGAUAGAGUCUUCCGGAUCGAGUGUCGUGGAACCGGACGAGAAAUAUCGAUUCCGUGUUCGAGCGGAGAACAUCCACGGGGUUAGCGAGCCGGGGAACGAGUCGGAGUUCGUCAGGAUCCCGAGGGAGGGGGAAACGGAAUUAUUCGACGACGAGGAAGAAUUCGAGCCGCCGUUCGAAGCUCGAGUGGUCGAAAUGGAAGGCGGACAUCUGUUCGCCGACCGAUACGAGGUGUUGGAGGAGCUCGGCAAAGGACGAUACGGCACCGUCAGAAGAGUCAUCGAGAGAUCAUCCGGGACAAGCUUCGCCGCCAAAUUCGUCAGGACCAUCAAGACCAAGGAUCGGGAACAAGUGCGGGAGGAGAUUCGAAUUAUGAACAUGCUGAGGCAUCCGAAGCUUCUUCUUCUGGCCGCUGCUUACGAGAGUCCUCGAGAGAUCGUUAUGAUCACCGAAUACAUUUCCGGCGGCGAAUUGUUCGAGCGGGUCGUCGCCGACGACUUCACGCUGACCGAGAGGGACAGCAUACUAUUUAUGAGACAAAUCUGCGAGGGCGUCGAGUAUAUGCACCAGAAUAAAGUGGUUCACUUGGACUUGAAGCCGGAGAACAUAAUGUGCAGAACGCGAACGUCCCAUCAGAUCAAGCUGAUCGACUUCGGCCUCGCGCAAACCCUAAAGCCGGACACACCGAUCAGAGUACUGUUCGGCACGCCGGAAUUCAUUCCGCCGGAAAUCAUAAGCUACGAGCCGAUCGGCACCGAAUCGGACAUGUGGAGCGUCGGCGUGAUUUGCUACGUUCUAUUAACCGGUUUGUCGCCGUUUAUGGGCGACAAUGACGCCGAAACCUUCGCCAACAUUACGCGGGCGGAUUACGACCUGGAAGACGAAGCAUUCGACGCGAUAUCGAACGACGCCAAGGACUUCAUCAGCGGCUUGCUCGUCAAGCGAAAGGAAUUGCGAAUGUCGGCGAGGAAGUGCCUGAAGCACCCGUGGAUGGCGCAGCACACAGAAGCUAUGAGCAGAAUAGCCUUGCCGACAGAGAAAUUGAAGAAGUUCAUAGUACGAAGAAAGUGGCAGAAAACAGGAAACGCCAUUCGUGCGCUUGGAAGAAUGGCAAUCCUAUCGGCGAACAACCGAAGAAGUCCUACGGCGACGGUGGAGUCUUCGCCGACGUCGGAGCCGUCGUCGAAUCCGAUCGAUUGUCCGCGGACGAUCGACGGGGAUCGAUCGUCGGCCGACGGGCCGAGAAGAUACGUCGUCGAGAGCAGAGCCGAGACCAGCCCGAGCCCGAGCCCGAGCCCGAGCCCGGCGGCGGACGCCGCAAAGAGAAACGUGUAUUCCUUCUGUUACAAGACGGAGGUGAGCAUCUUUCCGGAGGAAACGUUAGACGCUGGACGAAAGAUUGAAGCGUCGUCGGACCUUGACGGGUCCAGCUUGAAAAACGAACCUCCGAGGGACCUCGCGAGAUCGUGUUCAUGGGAAACUGAGACCGGGGGGGACCCGGAAACUGACACCGUCGGUCGUCACCACGAGGAGAACACGGCGGACCGAACAGCCGUUUCCGCGGAGGAGUCAGUUUCUGCGGAGGAAACGCUCGGAGAGGGAAUGGAGAUGAUCACGGAGUACCAAACGGAGGAGUCGAUCCUGAUCAAGGAGGAUACGUCGAUCCUCGGAACCGUCCGUUUCGAGGAGAAGCGGCUGAGUAACUUGGAAUACGAGGAGACGAGGGACUACGGCAGCGUUCGGGAGGAGCUGCUGAAAUCGAAGGUCGAGGACGAGGCCGGCAAUUCCGAGUCGUUCUCGACGUUGCCCGUUCGGAGAGAGCUCGAUCGAGAAGAGAUCGUCUCGGAGGAGAAGGAUCGAAACGAGAAAUUGGACCGCGAAGCGGGCACGAUCUCCCAGAAAUCUCGGAGGGUCUUCAGAGGCGAUUCUCGGGACUCGGGAAUCGGCGAUUGCUCUUCGAAUCUGUCCGCUUCUCUGCAACACGUCAACGAGAUCGGUAUCUCGUCGAUCAAGGAGGAGGAGGAUAGCGAGAACAAUAAUGGUAACGCGAGGGAUGUCUCGAAACAUCUGGAGCACCGCAAGACGUUCGAGAAGAUAGCCGACACGCCGGAGAAUAGUCCCGCUGCUGUGACAAUGAGUGGUGUGACCAAAGCUUCACGUGAUUUUAAUCGGCAUGAAGAUUCCACCGAAAUUGAGGACCCGCGGCUGCUAAUCGGUCGGAUCCGAAGCAAGUUCGUGCCAACCGGCAACGUGAGUCGCACAGCGAAAUUGUUCGAGAAGGAGGCAGCAGCGUCGAAACCACCGGCGACCAUAAAUCCAGUGGCGCAACGCGCGUACCCCACUGUCCCCGUGACCGCUGCGAAACCUCACAACGAGAGGGUGCAGAAAGCGUUUGCAUUCUGGAACAAAUAAUCGAGACGAAAAAAACCAAGUUCACGGGUGGCACUCAAGCGCGUUAGCAGAUAGUGGAUUUCGAAAAUGGGCGCGUUGCGACGCGUCGGGACCGCUUUUCAGCUGUCUUCCGUUUGAAACUCGUAUCGAUGAGAUUAUUAACGAUAAUUGAUUUUCGAAAUCGCACACUUCUUACCAAACAUUUAUCCGAUUGUCACGCGCGAUUUCACCGUGUUGCGAUUUCACCGCGACGAUCCGCGUUUUAGAAAUUAAGCGUACCGUUACAGUCACGACAGACAAAGUAUUUAUUUAAAUAAUUUCUAUCAGCCCCGCGUCUUGUCUCGACGCCUACGGGGGUCUCGCGACAACGUUUUUAUGCUACUCGGAUCCCGUUUCCGGUUACAUACUUUGUAAUCGACCCAAUCGAAUUAUUGUUGCGACGCAACGUCGAUUAACCCUUUGAGCGCUGAGUUGCCCGACGUUGAGCGUGCGCCAUGGACCGCCCACUCGGUACGAAAAAGCCUACCGUGGGCUGCGUACUUUUUACGAAAGAGCGCAAAUUGAGCAGACUGAAUUUUCAUCGCAAGGUAUAUAUCGAUUGUAACCGAAAUAAAUUAUGCGAUGACCUCGAAAGCCUCGAUAACCGUUUAAUACAUUGAGCAACGAUAACACAAACGAUAUAACAGUGAUAAAUUAUAUCUUUUAAAUUGAAAAUUUCAUAAUUUUAUAUCGCGUGGUAAAUCUCGAAGCAGGGUUCGAUACGUAAGCCAAUGUUACAUUUUUUGCGUUCGUAACGCGAGUCGGUUCCGCGAUUAUUUUUAGUGCAAACAGCGCAUUCGCGUAGCGAAGAAUGUUUUUUUAUUUUCUUUAGUUACGCAGGAUGCAGGGAAAUGCCUCUCCGUUAACCGAAAUGGAAAGUCGUUCGAACGAGCUCUUCCUCCUUUAGUCUCUACUCUAUGCGGUGGGUAUUCUCGCAAAAUAUCUUUUAUGAGAAACGGAUGAAAUUUUUCAAAUGUGUCAGUUUUAUUAUUAGCAUUUUUAUAAAGAAUAUACGCAUGGUAUGUAGCGAGGUUUAAGAGGUGGAAGAAAUAUUUUCUAUACCGUUUUGUGCUUUUUCAAACGCGGCGAAGCGAACUCAAAAUCGUAUCGAUUUUAUCAACUGCGCCUAUCGAGGCAUCGUAGUCUGCUACAUACUUUGAUUUUCAAAUCAAAAUCGAACGGUUAUGCGAAAACGCAUAUAUGGGUUCGUAGCCAAAAUCGAAUGGUUGUGUGAGAACGCAUAUAUGGGUUCAUAGCGCUUAAAGGGUUAAGAGCGAUCGGAUGUUCGAUUUUAAGAUGUAACGUUUCGCGUGGACGAGACGAUUCGGUGAUUCCUGAGGUGUUCCUCGCACGCGCGAGGCAUUUCGGACGUUCGAUUCGCGAACGAUGUUACGCGGGCGGACGCCAUUUCGGUUUCUCGACGCGUGUAAAUAGCUGUCGAUGACAUUUUACAGAGACGUAGCGGUGUAACAAUGUACUUACUACUUCACUUCUAUUUGCACCUUUUAGUUUUCUUGCGAGCAUACGGAACCGAUUACAUGUAUUAUUAUUGUUGUAAGUUAUACGUGAAUAAAACAAAAAGGCAAUAAAAAAUGUGUACCCUG